CCAUUUUUUCUUUUACUUAAUGUUUCGUAUAUAUUUGUAAAUUUCACCCCAUAAUGUUAUUCCCUUAUUUUAACUUAUCAUGGAUAAUAUCUAGGUUGUUUUGAAACUUUCUUUGUCUUGGUUACGUAAUAACAACAAUAAAAAAGAUAAACAAACCAAAAAAUUACGUUUUUUUAAAAGUUUUAGCGAUUUUAACAAGAAUAUGCAAAAUAAUUUGACAGAGGUUGUAAUAGUCGUAUAAGCAGUCAGAAUAUGAUAAGAAAAGAGAAAUUUUUCUAAAUUAUGAUAUAUUUUUGUUCACAUUUAUGGAAAAGUUAUAAAACAUAGAAAAUUUCACCUGCCAUGUGCUGUGUGUUAUGGUGUUGUUAAAGAAGAAAAUUGUUUAUUUUAAAACAUAAAAGUAACGCUUUUUAAGUCUUGCAUGAAAUUCAUUCUUAUUCAUACAAUGUUCCCAGUUUUGGUAUUUAUAUAUUUUACGAAAUGUCUCAUUAAUUUAACCAUGGAUGGAUCACAUCAACCUACUUGCCUCGAACUUGCAACCGAGGGUGAGCGGUUGUGUAAACUCGGAGAAUAUUCAGCAGGGGUGCAGUAUCUUGAGGCAGCUGUCAAUCAAGGAACGGAUGAUGUAACAACACUAAGUGCCAUAUACAUGCAUCUUGGCAAUGCUUAUCAAUAUCUUGGUGACUUCAUGAAAGCAUUACAAUACCAUCAACAUGAUAGAACUCUUGCAAGAACCAUAGAUGAUUUAGAAGGUGAAGCAAAAGCCAGCAGUAACAUCUCAAACACAUUAAAGUUAAUGGGAAGAUUUGAUGAAGCAAUUGUGUGCUGUCAACGACAUCUAGAUAUUGCUAUUGAGACAAAUAACAAGGUAUGGGAGGCCAAGGCAUUAUACCAGCUUGCAAACAUCCAUCAUGAGAAAGCUAAACAGAAAUGCAAGUCAACCGCAGGCAUUGAUAAAGUAGACCCGAACGCCGCUGCCGACCUUAAAGUUGCCGUCAAGUUAUAUGAACAAAACCUGUCGCUAGUUCGAACAUUAAACGAUCGUGCAGCGCAAGGUAAAACUUGUGGGAGUUUGGGGAACAUAAACUAUCUGCUGGGAAAUUGUGACGAGGCUAUUAAGUUCCAUACUGAGCGGUUAUCGAUUGCGAAGGAGUUUGGCGACAAGGCAGCACAACGACGCGCGUAUACCAACCUCGGGAACGCGCAUAUUGUGUUGGGGGAAUACCAGGUGGCCGCAGACUUCUAUUUACAAACCUUAUCAAUAUCGCGUCAGCUAGGAGACCGAGCGUUUGAAGCCCAAGCUUGCUACAGUCUUGGAUCCACAUAUACUUUACUAGGGGAUUAUAACAGGGCUAUUGAAUACCACAUGCGGCAUAAACAAAUCGCACAAGAUUUGAGUGACAGAGUUGGUGUAGGGCGAGCUUGUUGGUUACUCAGCAAUGCUCAUAUAUCAUUGGGCAAUUAUAAGAAGGCUUUGGAAUUAACAACGCUGCAGUUACAAAUAUCUAAAGAGGCAGGAGAUGAGGCCGGCCGAGCAACAGCUGAGAAAAACCUGGGAAGGUUGGAAAGUUUAUCGAGCCACAAUGGGGCAGUAGAGAGCAACUACCUUGAUCAGGAGCUCCCUCGUGUGAGGAGAAUGAGCAUGGAGAAUAUGGAGUUGUUGCAACUUACGCCGGAACAAGUUAAGGCGAUAAAUGAAAAGAAAUUAAAGUUAGAAGAAGGAAGGUCGUUACAAGCAGCGUACCAGGCGAACAUAGAGAACUUAGACGUUGUGAAUAGUAACGGGAAUCGUGCGUUGGACGCUGAACAAGUUGAAAUUAACAUUCAACCCCCACAACAACCACAGGGCAACGAGCAUUUCUUUGACUUACUAACUCGCCUGCAAGGACGACGCAUGGAUGACCAGCGAGCUGAGAUGAGGAACGACGGUUACGAACUACCUGACUUUCUACGACAAGAUCCUCCACACGAGGGAAGGCAAGAGCAAGCUGCAGCUGCCGUGCCCGAUAAUGUGGUGGCCGAGAAUAAUGACGCAGGUCCCAUGGCAUGCCUCACUGUAGGACCUCACCCAUAUAGAACAAACGAACCCUAUUUACCCCCAGACGAACACCACGAACGUAUGAACACCAUGAUCAGCAUGUUAGCUCGAUCGCAAUCAAAGAGAUUGAACGAACAACGAGUCAGUUUAUCAAGUUUACCAGGGUUGCGUAUCAAUGGGAGGGUUUAUAAUGUUCCCAAUAAUCUACCAGGUGGCCCUCCCAAUGACGACGGGAACAACAAUGCACAAGAACCACCUCGUGCACUUGAUGAUAAUUUCUUCGAUAAUUUAAUGAGAUGCCAGGGCACCCGAUUAAACGACCAGCGUACAUCAGCGCCCUCCGGUGACCAACCAGUGUACCGGCCUCCCACAAUCCCCGACGAGGACUUUAUGUCACUGAUCGUGAGGUUACAAUCGUCGAGAAUUAAUGACCAGAGAUGCAGAUUUGAACCAGAAUGAGCUGCAACAAUCCCCAUGAUGACAUCACAAUCUUUAUCAUGACUUAUUAUUUAAGUGAUGACAUCACAAUAACAAUUACGACCGAACUCAAGCAAUCAUUUAUUUAAUUAUUCUUGUUAUCGUUAAAACAAAAAUCAAGCCAUUUUUUCUGCUUUUCUUUAAUAUUUCUUUAAGAAGUAGGAUUUUUGAAUCUUCAAAAAUUGAACAUCGAAUAAAAUCGUGAUUUUUUGAACCUAUUUACCCCCGCACGGCCAUUUAAUGUUUAUGAACUUAAAAUAUUAAAUAUUUAAUUUGCGCAAACUUUAUCGUAACACUUGUGUCGCUGAUCAUUAUUUCAACGCAGUUAACAGUAAGUUACAUAAUGAUAUUUCGUUGUAAAGAUAAGAAAUAAACCAUGAAAAAUUGUAA
Messenger RNA from Ciona intestinalis (vase tunicate), 2905 nucleotides. The record is from RefSeq and is a predicted model, not a curated record. NCBI's taxonomy places the organism in Eukaryota, Metazoa, Chordata, Ascidiacea, Phlebobranchia, Cionidae.